This is a messenger RNA of Nothobranchius furzeri (turquoise killifish), 5202 nucleotides long. RefSeq lists its product as uncharacterized. Gene Ontology annotation, biological process: regulation of transcription by RNA polymerase II. Lineage: Eukaryota; Metazoa; Chordata; Actinopteri; Cyprinodontiformes; Nothobranchiidae. Gene Ontology annotation, molecular function: DNA-binding transcription factor activity, RNA polymerase II-specific; RNA polymerase II cis-regulatory region sequence-specific DNA binding. The record is from RefSeq and is a predicted model, not a curated record.
CAGACAUUUAUUUUGAAAAGCGGAAACUUGAGUGAAUACUUGAGGAAGCGAUGCUUGCGCUCUAAUAGCGCAUUAGCCACCAAAACAAACAACACAAAUAUACACAGAUUCCUCAAAUUCACUUGGUGGGAUGCUUUAAUGGAAGUUGUGGAAUCAAAAGAAAAAAUGGAGGACCCAAACUUCCCUUUGCCCUCCUUUCGCCUCCUGGUGCCUCCCUUGCAUCUUCUGUCUGCUGCUAUGUGGAAUCUGAUGAAGGGGAAAGAUGUGAUGAACUAUGGGAAGCUGCAGGAGUUUGUGUCCAUGCUGACAGAAGCAGUUCCUGGUUUGAUCAACCACAGACAGAGAGCGCAUCUCCUUCUCGGAUUAAAGGCCAGGUUGAUUUUGGAGUUGUGCAAGGGUUCUGCUCGACACGAUGUUGAUUCUGAUGUGAUCCAGACCUACUUGGAGGGAUUCCCAGUUACCUCUGCAACCACAGACACUGUGGACACAGAGGUGAGAACAACCGAGUGCACUUUUAUUGCACUUGUUCAGAGCUUGCUCAAAGAUCCGGCUGAAAGAGCAUAUUUUUUUCAGGAGGUGUUUCCUGUUGAAUACGGGCCACAAUAUGAUUCAGCACUGCAAGUGUUAUUGUGGGAGUUGCUGUCAAAGCUGGAAAUGCUGCUCCCAGUACCGGACCUUAAACAGACUACUGCCUGGCUUUCUUCUGCUCCUUCUGUUUUGGAGGAAUGUGUUCAGCCAUCUCCCGAGGAGCUGAGCUCUGUGUUUAAGCACUACAACAGCUUAGGACUGCUGAAAAUGAUGCAUGGACCAUCUUGCAGCAUUGGGAGCUGCAUCAUGUCUGCUCUAUCAGUUCCGCCCUCACAAAAGACAAACAUAGCCAUUGAGCAAGAUUUAAUCCAUAACUAUGCUAAUGCGUUAACUCCUGUCACUCUCGGUGGGGCGGGUCACUUCGGUGUUGUGGCCUACUGCGCUGACAUGAAGAUCAGUGCGUCAGAGGUGGACGAAGCGGAGGUUCAAGUUCAGACAGAAUAUUAUGAGGAGGAGAUCAUGGCUCUAAGUGUGGAAAACACCGCUGGAGAAGAUGCCAUUGGCUCUAAGGCUGCAGAGAUGAGCGAAACGGCGGGUGUUGCAAAGGCUUUGGAAACAUUAACGAAAACCUUUUCAUUAAGAAAGGAGAGACUGGGUCAAGAUGCACUGACAGGACAGAGUUCCCAACCACCUCAUAGUGAGGAGCUCGGUCCAGGAGGUGCAGCAGAAGGAGGGGGGAUGAAUGAAAUUCCUGAGACAAGACAAACUGAUGCAGAGGUGGUGCAAAAGGUCCGACCAGACGCCUCAAAAAUAAACACCAACCUGAAGGAAAACUGGGAAUCUGAGUGUGAAACUCAGAAGUCUGAUGUUAGCAGAUCCACACGUCUACAAAAUAAUACGUCGCAAAGUUGUCAGGAGAUGUGGAACGUCACAACGCCAUCGAGAGAGAGCAACGAGGAAUCAAAAAUGAAUCCAGCCGAUGUGCCCGUGGCUCCGUCUGUGAUCGCCAUCGAAGGGACAGAGAAAGGUGAUUCCGAUGAAAUGAUCUCCAUCAUCUUCACCUGCUCCCAGUGCCCCUUCCACAACUCGUCGGAGAACAGCCCCCCCCACUUCCACAUGCAAAACGUCGGCAUGGAAGAGUACCGAAGUUUCUCAGGCGGCACGUUUACGCCGUCCCCCUCGAGCUCUGAUGAAAUCUUCACGUCGAUCAAACUUUUCCCUAAAGGGAACACGGAGCAGGACAAAGUAGAACAGGAUCACGACUCUCAGACUCACAGCAGGCAGAAAUCGCUCACCUGUAAAACGUGCGGUAGGGUGUUCACUCGGACGUCGGAUGUCAGAAGACACCAGCUCACGCACACCGGGGAGAGACCGUUUCAUUGCUCGCAGUGUGACCGAACCUUUCAGCAUUCCUGGGAUCUGUCAAAGCACGAGAGUAAACAUCGCGGCGUGGCCAUUUCCUUCUCCUGCCAGCUGUGUGGCAGCUCUUUUCCCAAGCUGCGAGCACUGACCAUCCAUCACAGGAAGAGCCACUCGCAGGAGAGUCGGCUCCCUCAGAUCUGCUCCAUCUGUAGUCAGAGUUCUCCCACCGCCUCGGAGCUGCUGGAGCACAGGAAGACGCACACCACCAGCAAACGCUACCUCUGCGAGCAGUGCGGCGAAGGCUUUGAUUCCCUUCUCGCACGUUCUCAGCACAGACGGGUGCAUCGGGUGAUGCGGCAGUUUAAAUGUCCUCACUGUGAGAAGACGUACACUCGCAGAUCUGAUGUCAAAAGACACCUGGCCGUUCACACGGGGGAGAGACCCUACCAGUGUACCCAGUGUAGCAAACGCUUCCCAGUCCGCUUUAUGCUCACGAAACACCUUCGUGUUCACACGGGCGAGCGGCCAUUCCAGUGCUCCCACUGCUCCAAGAGGUUCACGCUGGUGUCCGUGUUGGCCAGGCAUGAACGGAUGCACACGGGAGAGAAGCCGUUCCUCUGUUCUCAAUGUGGGAAGGGGUUUCUGUCGCAGGGGGAGCUUUUAAAACACCACAGGUCCCACAUGGACGAGCGGCCGUACGCCUGUCCUCAGUGCGACAAACGUUUCAAAAGCAAAACAUCCCAGCAGCAACACACCGUGUCUCACUCGGGCACCCGACCGUACCCGUGCACCGUCUGCGGGAAGUGCUUCACCAAGCCCUACGCUCUGACCAGACACAACCUCGUGCACACAGGAGAGAGACCGUUCCCAUGUGGACACUGCGAGAAGUCCUUCCUCACCCUCAGCGAGGCCCGGCUUCACCAGAGAAUCCACACGGGGGAGAGGCCGUACCACUGCAGCGUGUGUGAGCUGCGGUUUAGGAGCUCGUCGGAGCUGGCGCGCCACAAACGCAGCCAUUCCGGAUCGAAGAGGGUGACGCUGUCCCGUGAGCCGUCCGGGAAAACGUUCGCCUCCACGGCCAAGCUGAAGGAACACAUGGAGACACGCGAUGGAGCAGAGGCUGCACCGACGGCGAACUCCAGCGAGUCGUGUAGUUCAGUUUGAAUUUGUAUUUAUUUGAUUGGGAUUUAUCAAAUGUGAUUAGGUGAUGAAUUAACAGAAAUGACCUCUGACCUUUGAGUAAAUCAUGAUGGAAAAUCGAUUCCUAAAACUUCACAUCUAACUAUGUUAUUACUUUGACUGUUUUUAGCAACUAGACACGUAAAAUUUUAACAAAACAGUUUCACUCCAUGUAUGUUUAGUUCCUUUUUUUAAUCUGAUUACAUUUGCAGAGUAAUGUGUUUUCUUCUACCUUCAUUUUUAAUCUUAAAAUUAAUUUAUUAGCAUUUAACGUCAUCUGCUUAGGUUUUAACAAAAUAAAUCAGCUGUUAUGAUCAAACAUUUAGUUUUGAGUUGCCUUUUUACCAGUUUUAUCUUUACUUUUGCUGGAGUUUUUCUGUUUACUUAUUCAUUUAUUACAGUAAAGCUACUAGAGUACAAUCUUAAGAAUUAGAUCCCCUCUUCUGGUGCAAAACAGUACACGAGUCACUAAAAGUGAGCCUCCUUUUGCAUUACUGCAUUUUUGGCCUUUUACUGUGGGUAUUGAACCACAAAGCUCUAACAAAUGCUGCAAGUAACACUGUUGCACAAACAUGGUUUUAAUUACAUUUUUAGCUAAAUAAGAGAAAAAGACACCACAAAUACCGUAGACUUUUAUUUUGAAAGAAUUACCAAGAAGUGUUUCUUCUAAAUAUCUAUAGUAACUUUAAAAAUGUAGUUGCAUCUGCUCUUCCUCAUUAUUAAUGCUCCCAAGAGGACAACAAUUAGGAAUUUAUUUAGCUUCACCUGCAUUAGAAGGCUGGAUUGUUCCCAACAUCUUUUCACAAGGACCUCAUUUCCUGUGUCCUAGACGAGCUACGGCCCCUCCCAACUGCUACCCGCGUGCAAACAAUUAAAAGUGAAUAAUUACAAACUUUAUACAGACAUACAGCGUUGUGGCUCUUACAGAGUUUAUGUGUUAUUGGGAUUUUAUUAAUGUGAUUUUUACAAAUAUAAUCUUGGUAACCUCAACAUCAUCACAGACAAAAUCUUGUGGGUAGUUUUGUCUUGUUGCCGCUGGGGGGCGUAAAUGCCCCUUCACAUUCAUAAGGUGUCAUGCAAAACUGAGGUUUCUGUUUGCUGAGAAAAAGCAUCACAUGGAUAUAAAUCGGUCCAAAAGCAACACAAUUUUUAAAAAUAAAGCAUAGUUUCCCACAAAGAGCCACAAAAAGUUUAAUAGCUUUAGUUAGGAUUUGGUAUUCUGCCUCACUGGUAAAAAUAAAUGAACAAAAACAAAUGGGACACUAUUAUGAAUGAACAGGUUGUUGUGUCAUUGAACCAGCAUCCCGAAACAACAAAACAUUGUUUCAGUACAAACUUUCCAAGGAAAGCUGACUGGGCAUGCAGCCACUACAACAUAUUAUAUUCCCAUUCUUACUAAAUGCACGGAAAUAAACUGAUUUGGACAUUAAAUUUUCAGUUUACUGGCUUGAUAGAUACAACUGUUCCUCUGCUAUGACAAUCAGAACCCACUCACUCACAUUCCUAUUACUUUACCAGGUAAGUGGCUUUGAACAGGUUUAAUUAGCUAAAUUGAAUAUGUGGACUUUUCACACUUAAACUUUAAUGUUGACCCUUUUUAUUAUCAUUCAUACCUCUGACUUAUGAACAGAAAUGACGUUUCAAAUCUCUUCCUUUAUUUCUAAUGAGCUACUGUAUUCAAUCUGUUCUCAUUCUCAGUAAAUUUGGAAAAACAAACAGAUAGUGAUUGAACAGAAAAAUACAAGACCCACCAUUUGUCUGCAUAUCCCCUAUCUGUCAUUAUGUCAGUAUUUGGGUUUUCUUAUUAAAAUGAAGCAGUAAUUGAAUGUGUUUAAUUACCUGGGAGAUUUUAAUUAUCUGUGACUUGGUGGAUAGCUGAUUGGGGGAAAGCCGGCGCCAAGCAGGAAUCACCAUCGUAAAACCAGCCUACCCAUUUUGGUGGAUGACAAGCGUGCAUCUGUGUAGCCUAGUGAACCAAACAGUGCAAUAAACGUGUCAUAAAACUGGAGAAGGCUCACUGAACUGAAAUUGGAUUUCUAUUUUUAGCUCGUCUUGUGUUUUAAGUGUGUUCCUGCCUGUAAAGAAUGCCAGUAACAUAGUGAGUUAGGGUAGCGUGAUGAAGUGAGAAUAUGG